CUCCUCAUGGAUCCCUGUCAGUCCUCUGCUCCUCCUAAGAAAGUUCGACGAGGGAGAAAUUCGGGAACUUACAGGGGUGUCAGAAUGAGGACAUGGGGCAAAUGGGUUUCUGAAAUAAGGGUUCCGAAGACUGGACAAAGGAUAUGGCUGGGUUCUUAUGAUGCUCCAGAGAAAGCAGCUCGAGCAUAUGAUGCUGCCCAGUAUUGUAUUCGUGGUGAAUGUGGGCAAUUCAAUUUUCCUGCUGAAAGAAGGCCCCAACUUCCUAGUGGUCCAGUAGAUGCCUUGUCCAAGAAGGAAAUAAAGGCUAUUGCCUUUAACUUUGCUUCGUCAAUUGCAUCAGUGUCUGCCUCUGUGAUAACUCCGGUGGAAAUGGUUGAACCAUCCUUGCCCAAUUUGCAGGUUUCAAGUGCAACUGGAAAUGCAGGUAAUGUGGAGGGUUAUGUUCCAGCUAGUGCGUCAGUACCAGAUUUAUGUUCAAUAGACAAUUUACAAUUGGAUGAUUUACUCAUGCUGGACAUAGAAUGGAUAGACUCCCUCUAGGUACAAGGUAUUUCAGGGUUUUGUUGCAGUAAUAGACAUGAACUGUUAUUUAUUCAGUGUGAACAUCUUUGUUGGAAACUGUUGCCUGGUAAUGAGAUCCCCGUUGAGGGGGAAGUACUUAGAA
Messenger RNA from Populus nigra (black poplar), 664 nucleotides. Its product is annotated as ethylene-responsive transcription factor ERF015. Gene Ontology annotation, molecular function: DNA-binding transcription factor activity; DNA binding. Gene Ontology annotation, biological process: regulation of DNA-templated transcription. Lineage: Eukaryota; Viridiplantae; Streptophyta; Magnoliopsida; Malpighiales; Salicaceae. The transcript has a single exon. Bases 7 to 540 code for a protein of 177 amino acids. The record is from RefSeq and is a predicted model, not a curated record.